AUGGACUCUGGCGGCCCCGAGGAUAAAGAAUCCAGCCACGUCGGCCACCCUGGGACUGCCCACCCAAAUUCUCCUGGAUUCGGAGGCGGUGGCUUAAAUUUACCACAUACACAUUCACAUAUAAACGAUGGCACUGAUGGAGAGUCGCAAAGAUCUGGGAAAAACGACUUGGGUUCGCUUCUGGAACGGGUCAGGGGCGUUUCGUACCACUACAGUUAUCUGGACCAUCCCGCGGACGUUAUUCUGUUGGGCGAGGGGAGCUCUAUCAGGGAGGCUCUUCAGUCGAUUUCUGUGUCUCUGUUCAACUACAUGUCUGACUUGUCUUUCGUGGAGGCUGCACACUUCAAGGAGCUCGAGGUUUCGGGCAGGGGUCUGCUGAAUUUGCUUUACCACCUUCUGGACGAGUGCCUAUAUUUGUACAGCAGCGAGUACUUCAUCGCCAAGCACGUUUUAAUUGAGGACGAUCUCUCUUUGCCUCCCGUUCUGUCUGCUGACCAGUUUAACAAUCACACCUUUUCUUUAAGGGCUUUCGCCGUCGGCGACUACUACAACAAAUUAAUUCACCGUUCUGGCACUGAAAUUAAGGCCAUUACUAUGCACUACUUGAAUUUCUCCUUCUGGUUGGGUGGGAGGUGUUACGAGUACAGGAACGACAUGGAAUCUCAGGACAAUACUGUUGAACUGCUUUCUGGCCUCGCCGCCCACAAUUAUUCUAUUUCUAGGUGCUGCGUUUACUGUCUGCUGAGCAAGAGGACUGUUGAGACCGAUGUCAGGAGGUUUUACUCGAGCUCUUUUUCCAUUCCUGCCAACUACGCCUACUUGGCUGACUUUCACACCAGGCCUGAGUCUUGGGACUUGUGCCUCGCCAUUUUGUGUAAGCACGCUGCUUGUCCUGAGAAGGUCACUCGGCCCACUGUGCCUGUGCUUCUGUACUCCGCCAUCACUCUAAAGCUCCAUGCUUACGGCGGCUUCAGUCACCACUUUUCCGAGUGUCUUGUCAACAAGUACACUUUGAUUUGGGACAUUUGCGAGCGCGUGCUUGCGCUAAUCUUCGCCUUCUCGGGUUCUCACCCUCAGAUUUGCGAGCACCUUUCCUGCGUCGUCGCCUGCUCCGUCAUUUACGGCUUCGAGGCUUCUCACUCUGCUUCGCGCCUUCUCUUUCUUAUUGCUCUUGCUAAGACUGAGGACUGCUCUCUUGCUCAGUACUUGUACUUGGGCAGCGUCGCCAGGGAGGUUAUGGGUCAGAACAUUUCCAUUCACCUAAUUCACAGGAGCUCCUUCAUCAGGGCUUGCGUUGGUCUUGCUCCCAGGGUGUUCUCGAAGCUCAUUUCCUCCUCUGGCGGUGUAGAGAUUGCUCUCGAUCACUACCGCAUCUCCGCUCUUUCCGAGUGGAUAAGCUUGCACAUGUUCCUCAUUCGGGUCUUCUACCCCGUCACUCUCGAGCACAGGUUCCUCGAGUCCUUCGAGUUAGUUUUCGAGGACCUCAUGAUGCCUCAGCGCAAGCUCAGCGACCUUGAGCUCGUUCGUCGCAGUCUCUACGCUCUCAGGGAGUCCGACGCUGUCGCCUUGGUUCUCUCCUUUAUCAAGUACGGCAUUGCUUCUGGGGACGAUAAGAUCUUCAGCUCCUCCUGCGAGCUCUCUGCGCAGCUUCUUUCUCUCUGCCAGGUCGACCUCGCGAGCCUUCUCAUGAUGGCCAACCGGCGCUACUUCGAGCUUCUCGACGUCCAAGACCUUGAGGAGCGGUGGCGCCUCGCCUCCAAACACUCUCUCUGCUCCUUCUCGCGCACUGUUCGCAAGCUCACUGUCGACUUCGUCGAGGGCAUCUGCUGCAUCGGUGAGGAUCUGCUCGUUUGUGGCGAACCUGAUCGUAAGCUAUCGUUUCUAGGGUCCUUCACUUCCAAGUGGCUUAUUGACCUCUUCAUUUCCGCCUCUCGCGAGCACCUUCCCUUCGUGCUUCACUUCGGCCUUGUAAAGCCUCACCGUGUGCACAACUUAUGCCGUUUCGUAUGCCUCUUUUUGUUUUCCGACAUUUUCAGCUUGCGGAAGGCUUCUCUCGACUUUUGGUGCUGUUUUCAGGAGCACUUGUUCCCUCCUCGGAGGGACCUUUCCUCAGUCACCACCUGUGCUCUUGAGAACGUCAGGGCCACUGUCACCAGGUUUCUUAGGCCUUGCUACGAGUACUUCGUUGCUGACCUCUACCGGAGCUGCAUUAUUUCCGAGGGCGACGACUUCGAGGCCCUCAGUCUCUAUCGGGAGCUUGUAGUCGACUCUCUUCGGUCUGCUAUUCUCGUUACUGGCUCCGACUGCGUCCUCAGACUCGUCAGGGAGGACCUUGAUAGUCUUGUCGACACGUUCGACGUGCGCGUGCUCGAGCGCUGCGUGUUCGUCACCUCCGUUCUCGCGAGUCGUCUUUCUGGCGGUAGGGACGUUGUCAAAUCUUUAAUUCUUAUCUCUCUGGACAUGAUUGACUUCAGGAAGAUCCCUCAGUCCAAGACUCAGCCUGUCAACCUUUACCGGAACUCCUUCUUCAGGCUAAUUCUCUGGACGAGCGCCUUCAUUUGCGCCGACGAGGACCUUCUCGACCGCACUGUCAGGUUCAUUUCUGAGCAGAUUAAGUCCACAAAGCCCACCAACACUCCUCUAAAUGCGCACGUGCAGCUUGACCAUGCUGUUUUGGGCCUCUGCUUCAACUUAACUUCUCGUGACAGGACCAAGCGCUCCUUCAUUGACUACCUUUCUUGCAGCAUUACUAGCUACGUCUUCCCUCUCGAGAGGCGUCUUGAGAUCAUUGAGGCCUUCAACUCUCUUCUUGAGGGCCUUCCUCACUUCGAGGCUCUUCAGCUUCGCUACAACAUGGUUAAGGGUCUCUUCUACCAGAUUUGUCACAUCGAUUCCAUCUCUCAGAUGCCCGAGUCUUAUCUUUUCAUUCUCGCUGUCAUGUCUUCUCUCAAUUUUACCAACCACAAGGAGAUGAAACUCGACUUCGUCGUCCACGUCGUCGACUUUAUCUCCCAGUUCCUUGAUACUGAGGAUUUUUGGCGGUACCUUGCUGAGGUUGUUCUCUACACUUCCGUCUGCGACCAGUCUCUCUGCUCCUUCUCCUCCAACUCUGUGCAGAACAACAAGACUAGUUUUCUCUUCUGGGCUUUAAAGCGCUCCACUCCUGGGUUCGUUCAGCUCGUCGUCAUAAAGACUCUGCUUUCUCAGAACGUCAUUCAGGGUUGUUCGAAGCUCUACGAACUUAUCGCAUCUCAUCUCACUUCUGUUGGCCUGAUUUACCUUUCCUUGCUCAGGUCCAAUUCUCAUCCUCCUGAUCACCAGGCUAUUGACCUUCUCGAGUGCUUCAGCCUCGUACUCGUUCGGUGGCAGCUCGUUCCUCUUAUUUUCGAGUGGCGCGAGCUCGGCGAGUUCAUUUGUGCUGUUGCCAACUCUCUGCCUCGGAAACUCUCCAACCUAAACCAUGCUGGCUACUCUGUCGUCGCCAAGUUCGUUGGCUGGGCCGACUUUCCCAAGCAGCUAAUCACCAACAUCGAGGGCUCCAAGUACCAUGUUUUCAAGGCCAUCAAGGCUCGUUCUCGGGACAUUCUAAACCGGACGGAUAAGGACAACUCUGCUAUUUCUGUGAUCUACCAUGUCAUCGAUGCUAUUUUCAGGGCCACUGUUUCUCGUGCUGAUCGCAUGGAAUCUUGGAUAACUCUCGCAUCUCAGACUUUAUCUGUUCUCAUAAAUUGCUCUCAGACUCUGCAGAACACUUGUGCUUCUCUAAAAAGCGUCAUGGACGACCGGUGCGUCGACAUGGGUCGUGCUCAUAUCACUUUCUACCACAAGAAGAUUCUACAGGCUAAGGGAUGCUCUGAUAUCGGGAUAAUUCUAAACAUUAUUUCCGAUUAUCACUAUUCCAACUUCACAAUGUAUUAA
Messenger RNA from Theileria orientalis strain Shintoku, 3918 nucleotides. RefSeq lists its product as uncharacterized. The transcript is spliced from 3 exons. Gene Ontology annotation, biological process: tRNA splicing, via endonucleolytic cleavage and ligation. The record is from RefSeq and is a predicted model, not a curated record. The coding region runs from base 1 to 3918 and encodes 1305 amino acids. Gene Ontology annotation, cellular component: tRNA-splicing ligase complex. Lineage: Eukaryota; Apicomplexa; Aconoidasida; Piroplasmida; Theileriidae.